AUGGCCCUCAUCAAGCCAGCUGCCUACCUUCAACUCUUGGAGACCGGGAAAUACUCAGAUCUUGUCAUUGACUGUCAAGGAGUCGAAUUCAAUGUCCAUCGUACCGUCGUCUGCCCACAAUCUGCAAUGCUAGACGCGGCAUGCAGUGGAAAAUUCGAGGAAGCUCAUACUGGCCGGAUCAAAUUUCCAGAGCAGCACCCUUAUAUCAUGGCACGAGCUAUCCUUUUCAUGUACACCGCCGACCACCUGCUCCCCGACUUUUUAAUUAAGAAGAUAACUCAGGAUCAGAAAGAUGCACUGGGAGAGAUUUUUUCUUACACGUUUAGAGAGAUCGACGAAUUGGACAUGAGGCGUCUCAAGGUCAAUGCUCUGCUGUAUGGAUGUGCGGACAUGCUUGGGAUAGAGGACUUGAAGACGAUAGCGUCCGAGCUCUUCAUGGAAGUCGCUGCGCUUGCUUUUGAGUAUGAUGGCUUCGAGGAACCAUUGCAGUUGCUUUACGAGAAUACGAGACCGGAUGAUUGUGACUUGAGGCUCAAAGUCACCGGCCUUUGCGUGGAGAACCAUGACUUGCUUGAAACCCGAACCAAGACACUUGAGGUUCUCCAGGAUCAUGAGCCGAAUGUUUGGCACGUCUCGGUUGAGCUCUUCAAGCGGUGGACGUCUUCCCAGCAAGGCCAGUCCAUGGAAAAGCUCCCGCUGAGGAACCGAGGGAGGCUUUCGAAAACUACCAUGAAGUGA
Messenger RNA from Capronia epimyces CBS 606.96, 738 nucleotides. RefSeq lists its product as uncharacterized. Bases 1 to 738 code for a protein of 245 amino acids. Gene Ontology annotation, molecular function: protein binding. The transcript is spliced from 2 exons. NCBI's taxonomy places the organism in Eukaryota, Fungi, Ascomycota, Eurotiomycetes, Chaetothyriales, Herpotrichiellaceae. The record is from RefSeq and is a predicted model, not a curated record.